AUGGCGUACCACACAUCCACGGAUAUUGUGGGGAGCAAUCCCGCCUGUCUCGAGGACCCCGAAAAAGAUGGCGACUUCGCAUUGUCCGAGACUCGCGCGCCGCAACCAGUCUGUGCGGACCCAUCCCAACGACAGCUUUGGGACACCGCGGAGCUCCCUGCAGAAGCCACCGCGCCAGCCACCACACCAGCACCUAUAACGACCUCUCCCUCACGUUCCCCUACAGUCAGCCUCUCCAAACAUGCGACCCAGUUCUAUACGAUCUCCUACCUCAUCCUCUUCGCUCUCCUCGGCACCCUCGCCCGCCUCGGCCUCCAAGCCCUCACCUACUACAGCGGCGCGCCCGUCGUCACUGGUGUCCUCUGGGCCAACGUCACCGGCUGUCUGAUCAUGGGCUUCCUCGUCGAAGACAAGAACCUCUUCCGCGAAGAAUGGGGCGCCAGACCACCCUCCCCACCACCCCCAAAACACUCCGCCGAGGCCGCUACCCUCGCCAAGAACCACAAGGCCGUCAAGAAGACCAUCCCGCUCUACAUCGGCCUGACCACCGGCUUCUGCGGCUGCUGCACCAGCUUCUCCAGCUUCAUGCGCGACGUCUUCCUGGCCCUCGCCAAUGCCCUGCCCGACCCCUCCCUCCCCGCGGGUACGGCCAUCGCUUCCCGCAACGGCGGCCACAGCUUCAUGGCCCUCGUCGCCAUCAUCAUCCUCACCGUCUCCCUCAGCCUCUCCGCCCUCCUAGUCGGCGCUCACCUCGCCCUCGGCCUCGCCCGCUUCACCCCCACCGUGCCCUUCGCCUUCACGCGCCGCGUCGUCGAUCCGUUCGUCGCGGCCCUCGCCUGGGGCUGCUGGCUCGGCGCCGUGUUCCUCGCCAUUUGGCCGCCCGAUCGCGGCGCGGACCGUGAGACGUGGCGCGGGCGCGCGGUGUUCGCGCUCGUCUUCGCGCCGCUGGGCUGUCUGUUGCGAUUCUUCGUGUCGCUGCGCUGGAACGCGCGCGUGCCCGCGUUCCCGCUGGGCACCUUCGCGGUCAACGUCUUCGGCACGCUGAUCGAGGGCAUGUGCUACGACCUACAGCAUGUCGCCGGUCUGGGCGGCCUGGUCGGCUGUCAGGUGCUGCAAGGGGUCAUGGAUGGGUUCUGCGGGAGCACGACGACGGUCAGCACGUGGGUGGCCGAGUUGAACGGCCUCUCGAGGCGGCGCCAUGCAUACGUGUAUGGCGGCGUGAGCGUGGGCGUCGGGUUGGCGGUGUUGGUUGUCGUGAUGGGGUCGUUGCUGUGGACGCGCGGGUUUGCGGAUCCUGUGUGUGGGUGA
Messenger RNA from Penicillium macrosclerotiorum, 1308 nucleotides. Its product is annotated as FluC/FEX family fluoride channel. The coding region runs from base 1 to 1308 and encodes 435 amino acids. The record is from RefSeq and is a predicted model, not a curated record. Gene Ontology annotation, cellular component: membrane. The transcript has a single exon. Gene Ontology annotation, biological process: fluoride transmembrane transport. Lineage: Eukaryota; Fungi; Ascomycota; Eurotiomycetes; Eurotiales; Aspergillaceae. Gene Ontology annotation, molecular function: fluoride transmembrane transporter activity.